AUGGCUUCAAAGGAAGGACCUUCGGAUGUCCCGAAGCUGGCGCCAGACCUUGAGAUUGUGGGAGACCAGGUCAGAAUUCAGCCUACUGGUUUUACCGCUGGGCUCGAAGAAACAGAUGGCAUUACCGAACGACGGUUGAUGCACCAGAUGGGCAGAUUUCGUGAGAACCCUUUCGAUUUCUUACGAGAAAUCAGCCUCUUCGUGUCAGGUACAGGGUGGCGUGCAUACGAUGGUUUCAUUGGUCAGCCCAUCUUCUACUCAGGUUUCUCGGAGAAGAUGAAGUCGUCGGUAGCGAGUCACUCGUUGCUGGUUGGCAAGAUCGAAGAGCUGGCAGAGCUGCGAGUUAAGGCUGAGGAGACUGGGGGACUACUGAGCGUUACUGCACCAGCAAGUUCCAAUGAUGGGCCCAAUGUUGAUGCUCGGACUAGGAGGAAGGAGGAGAUUGCAGCCAAUCUGCGGGAGGUGGUUGAUACCAUGAUGGAUAAUAUGAUUUGCAAAAUGGAGAGCAAGUCUUUCAUCCGAGGAGCUUAUUAUAUCACCACCCAGUUAUUGACUAGAGCUUACCAUCAAGGAAUCCAUGUUUCCAGCGAGGAGGUCCUGAGGCUUAGGAAAGUCGCUGAAGAGGCAGCUAAGAAGAAACAAUCUAUUGUAUUCUUGCCCUGCCACAAAUCUCAUGUCGAUUAUGCAUCGCUUCAAGUUAUCUGCUAUCGCCUAGGGAUUGCGCUUCCCGUCGUGGUUGCUGGAGACAACUUGAACAUUCCUUUACUCGGGAGCUUCUUGCAGCAUGCAGGUGCUAUGUGGAUUCGGCGGAAGUUCGGAAACGAUCCACUAUACCAUGCUCUUGUCCAAGCAUACAUUGAUACCCUAUUGCGCAACGGUCACAAUUUUGAAUGUUUUGUUGAAGGCGGAAGAUCGCGAACUGGAAAACUACUUCCACCAAAAUACGGAAUCCUUAGAUAUGUUUUGGAUAGUGUUGGUUCUGGUCGAGUGGAGGAUGCGCUUAUAUGUCCCGUCAGCACUCAGUAUGACAAAGUCAUCGAAACUGAGUCGUAUAUCAGCGAACUUCUCGGUCAACCGAAACAGAAGGAAAACCUACGGGACUUUAUAUCCGCUUCCUCCGUUCUUUCCCUGAAGCUAGGCCGCAUUGAUGUUCGAUUCCAUGAGCCCUGGAGCUUAAAGCAGUUCAUAAUCCAGCAAACUACGAAAAUACACCAUAUGCCUACUAAUGAGGGGAAUCUUAUGGCUAAUAUUAGUCAAGAGGAGCGAGCAAAAAUCCUUCGUACUUUCGGCUACCGCGUUCUUUCCCAAAUCAACGACGCCUCGGUCAUCAUGCCUACUGCUCUCGUAGGUACGGUCCUCCUAACCUUAAGAGGCAGAGGUGUUGGCAAAGCCGAACUGUCCCGAAGAGUGGAUUGGCUAUGCGAGCGUGUCAAGGAAAAGGGCGGGCGGGUCGCUCAUUUCUAUAGAGCACCGACGGCACAGGUUGUAGAGCGUGCUCUAGAGGUUUUGGGUCCGAAACUCGUGGGGAAAACGGCUGGUCUCGCGGAAGAGACGUUCCAUGUCGUUGAUCGAUUCCAGCUAUCCUUUUACCGGAACAUGACCAUUCAUCUUUUCAUCCCUGAAGCUUUGGUGUCUGUCGCCCUGUACAGCCGGGUGAAGAAAGGCGGCGAACCAUCUAACCAACAGAUAACGUACGAUGAACUUCUUACUCGUGUAUCCUUCUUAUCACAGCUAUUCCGAGGCGAGUUCAUCUUCCCUCCAGAGGGCCUAACGGCAAACUUAGAGAAGACGCUACAUGGACUGGAACGUGGAAAUGUGCUUAAAGUUACCAAAGACGCAUCGAAUGUUCCACAGACGAUUGAGCUUAGUGAGCACGAGAGAAACUGUGGUCGCGAGAACUAUGACUUCUACUGCUUCUUGCUAUGGCCAUUCAUUGAAGCUUGCUGGCUAGGAACAGUUUCCUUAAUAGGCUUAACACCACCACUUACAGACCCGACGAAUGUCUGGGUUGACAUGAAUAAAGCGCAAAGCAAUGCUCAGUUGCUGGGGAAAACGCUGUACUACCAAGGAGACCUUUCUUAUAUUGAGGCUGUUAACAAGGAGAUAUUAAAGAAUUCAUAUCAGCGGUUUGAAGAAGAAGGCAUCAUUAUCACCGCUAAAAGCAAGGAAUCUCCCCAACCACCAACAAUGCGCGUUUCGCCGCAAUGGACACCCGAAAGGGACUCAGAGACGGGCAAACUGCUUCCUCGGGGAAAGCUAUGGGAAUUUAUCAGCAUGAUUGCGCAAUCCCGCCGUGAAGGGAAAAACCGUCGUGACGGAGAGACCAUUUCUUCCCGUGUGCUCGAGCUCAGCGAGGCUAUGGGCAGAACCCUCUUCCAGGGGGCCAAGCCAGUCAAGCCCGCAUCUGCUGACGGGGGAGUUGAGCUGUCUUCGCAGAUACAACGGCGACGAGCAAUUGACACCGCAUCGAAGCUGUAG
Molecule: messenger RNA, 2478 nt
Organism: Nannizzia gypsea CBS 118893
Lineage: Eukaryota; Fungi; Ascomycota; Eurotiomycetes; Onygenales; Arthrodermataceae
Product: glycerol-3-phosphate acyltransferase
Exons: 6
Coding region: 1-2478 (825 amino acids)
Cellular component (GO): mitochondrial membrane
Source: RefSeq, a predicted model, not a curated record